Messenger RNA from Mugil cephalus (flathead mullet), 3316 nucleotides. RefSeq names its product phosphatidylinositol 3,4,5-trisphosphate 3-phosphatase and dual-specificity protein phosphatase PTEN. Bases 879 to 2357 code for a protein of 492 amino acids. The transcript is spliced from 10 exons. Gene Ontology annotation, molecular function: inositol-1,3,4,5-tetrakisphosphate 3-phosphatase activity; phosphatidylinositol-3,4-bisphosphate 3-phosphatase activity; phosphatidylinositol-3,4,5-trisphosphate 3-phosphatase activity. Gene Ontology annotation, cellular component: cytosol; nucleus; plasma membrane. NCBI's taxonomy places the organism in Eukaryota, Metazoa, Chordata, Actinopteri, Mugiliformes, Mugilidae. Gene Ontology annotation, biological process: phosphatidylinositol dephosphorylation; cell motility; negative regulation of cell population proliferation. The record is from RefSeq and is a predicted model, not a curated record.
CAGCCACACAUACGCAUUCGGUUAUCGGCGGCGGAUGUUAAUUUUUCUGAAACGAUAUUAGGCACCUCUGCGUCCGUACGCGCCGAUUUAGCUGGGGGACUAGCGAACGGAGGCGGCGGGAUAUGCGUGUGUGAAACCCCAGCCUGCUCUAGCUUCUUUUUGUCCUGCUGCUCGGUGGUGGACGGACCGAGGGACGGAGGGACGGACGGAGGCCAUGAUGGGAGCCUGAGCCCGAGACUCGUUCAGCUGGAGCAACGAGAGCAGCGAGGAAAAAAAAAGGAAAAGAAGAGAAGAAGAUGAUUCCCCGGGACGGAACUACCACUGUCAAACCAGCCUGUGCACGCUUCUGAUCCGUGUAUAGUCUAUAUACAUAUAAGGUGGAGCCUGUCACUUUUUUUUCGGAUGUGUUCAUGGCAAUCGGUCGAUGACAAUGUUGAAUCGUUAGGAGGCUUUUGGAUCGAGAAGGAGGUAGCAUUAGCAUUAGCUAACCCGUGGAUACGGGUUUUGAGAACCGGUGACUUCUCUCUUCUCCGCUGCCCACCGCGGCAGCCGCCUUUGAGCCGCCGUCCCACAUCUACGGGCUUUUCCCGAGGACAUCUGCAUGCAUUUUAAUCGGGGGUGUUUGCAAGACGAAUCGCAGGGUUGGGAAAGUCGGGCCUGCACGGAGGAGCGGAGCGAGGCCCGUCUUUCUGGUCCAGAGGAAGAGCCUUUCUAAUCCUACCCGCGGCCACCACUGCGAGCUGUGCUGGCUGUGGCACGACCCCACGAGGACCUGCACGAUCCAGACCCACAGACUGCGACAUAUUACAGGAGACGGGCGAUACUAGAUAAACCUGACAUCUACAUUUACCCCACACGGACUCCUAUCACCUGCUACAAUGGCUGCGAUUAUAAAAGAAAUGGUCAGCCGGAACAAAAGGAGAUACCAGGAGGAUGGUUUCGACCUGGACUUAACGUAUAUCUACCCAAACAUCAUCGCUAUGGGCUUUCCAGCAGAGAGACUCGAAGGCGUGUACAGAAACAAUAUAGACGAUGUAGUACGGUUUUUGGAUUCAAAGCAUAAAAACCAUUACAAAAUCUACAACCUCUGCGCAGAAAGACACUACGACGCUGCCAAAUUUAACUGCAGAGUUGCACAGUACCCCUUUGAAGACCACAACCCUCCUCAGCUGGAGCUCAUUAAGCCCUUUUGCGAAGACCUGGACCAGUGGCUCAGCGAGAACGACAAUCACGUGGCGGCCAUCCACUGUAAGGCCGGGAAGGGCCGCACCGGGGUCAUGAUCUGCGCUUACCUCCUCCACCGCGGCAAGUUCAUGGAGGCGCAGGAAGCACUCGACUUUUACGGAGAAGUCAGGACAAGGGACAAGAAGGGAGUAACGAUCCCGAGCCAGCGCCGCUACGUCUACUACUACAGCUACCUACUGAAGAACCAGCUCGAGUACAAGCCGGUGGCGCUCCUCUUCCACAAAAUGGUGUUCGAGACUCUCCCCAUGUUCAGCGGGGGCACCUGCAGGGACAGUACCGUUAAAAACAGGAGCGAGCCGACCCCUCAGGGCUUCAAGAAAGGGAAUUGGCAUUGGGAUCCGCAGUUUGUCGUCUACCAACUUAAAGUUAAAAUCCACACGUCGAACCCCAGUCACACGAGGCGCGAGGACAAGCACAUGUUCUUCGAGUUCCCCCAGCCGCUGCCGGUCUGCGGGGACAUUAAAGUGGAGUUCUUCCAUAAACAGAAUAAAAUGAUGAAGAAGGACAAAAUGUUUCAUUUUUGGGUGAACACAUUCUUUAUUCCCGGACCGGAGGAGAGUCUGGACAAGAUCGAGAACGGCGCGGUGAACAAUUCGGAGAGCCAGCAGCAGGGGGGACUGCCGCCGAGAUCGGAACCGGGACCAGGACUGGAACCGGGGACGAGAUCGGAACCGGGACCAGGCCAGGGCAAGCCGCAGAACGCGAGUCAGAACGAGCCCAAGGAUGCCGGCAGGGAUUCUGGCAGGCCCGUUGGUAGGGAAAGCUGCAGGGACAUAAGCAGGUCCAUCGGCAGGGGCGUUGGCAGGGACAGUGUCAAAGAAAGCGACAGGGAAAGCGACAGGGACUACCUCAUCCUGACGCUCACUAAAAAUGACCUGGAUAAGGCAAAUAAGGAUAAAGCUAACCGCUACUUCUCGCCAAACUUCAAGGUGAAGUUGUACUUUACGAAAACCGUGGAGGAGCCGAACUCUGAGGGUAGCACUUCGACAUCCGUCACCCCGGACGUUAGCGACAAUGAGCCAGACCAUUAUCGAUACUCUGACACCACUGACUCUGAUCCGGAAAAUGAACCUUUUGACGAAGAGCAGCACACGCAAAUCACAAAAGUGUGAACUCUUUUUAAAACAGGAAAAAGAAGAAAUUAUACACCAGAAAAAAAAAAAAGGAGAAAACUUGAAUAUAAACUCAAAAGAAGAACCUUUGUCCCUUCCCUCCCCCAGAACGGCAAUAGAAUAUCAUCAUGUCAAAUGCCAAUUUUAGGGAAAAAAAGAUAAAUAUCCUGACCAAUAUAUUGUUUUUUUAUUUUUCUUUUUUUUCUUUGGCACGGCCAUGUACCAUGUGCGAGGUAUUGACACUGUUGCCCCAUGGGAAAAGGUGCUGUAGCUAUAAAAAUGUGUUUAUAUAUAUAUACAUGCGCGUAUGUAUAUACAUAUAUACAUGCAUAUAUAAACAAACUUUUUUGUGUCAAAGACAAUUGAAAGAGUACCACAAUCAGGAGACGGGAGUUGAAGUGUGGGAGAAGUUAGAAUGAUAUACUAGGACUAUGCUGCUCCUUCUCCUGUCUAAACCAAGGCCAGUGCUGCAGUCACUUUGUUUCACUCUCUCUUCUCCUCCUACCCCCCCUCCCUCUCUCAUCUUUUACUCCCCCCCUCCCCUCCUCCUCCUCCACUCUCCCUCCUAUCCUCCUUCCUAUAUUCCUUUACUGUGAAUGCUUCUUGUGCUCUUUGCAGGCUGUCUCACGUGACUUUUGGCCUUUGUGCAGUGCAAACUGCAUGCGGGCAGUGGGUUAGGGGGUGGGCGGGGUUAUGAAGAGGCUGUGAUGAUGUCUAAAGCAUUGCCAUUCCUGUUCCCACUGUGUACAUGUUUUAAAUUAUGCAGAACAAGGCAUCCCAUGUAAUUGUUAAUGUUUUUUUUAUCCUAAGAUAAUAAAAAUAUAAUACACAAAACAGCAGGGAGACAAGUGUUUGCAAUAAUGUCGACACUACAUUUAAAGGACAAUGGUGAUUUGCAUGUAUUGGAAUUGGCGUCCAUCCCUAAUAAAUGUAUGCAAUGUUGUCUUUUCUUAAAGAAA